Messenger RNA from Pygocentrus nattereri (red-bellied piranha), 2276 nucleotides. RefSeq names its product phosphate cytidylyltransferase 1, choline, beta b (gene pcyt1bb). Gene Ontology annotation, biological process: CDP-choline pathway. NCBI's taxonomy places the organism in Eukaryota, Metazoa, Chordata, Actinopteri, Characiformes, Serrasalmidae. The record is from RefSeq and is a predicted model, not a curated record. The transcript is spliced from 8 exons. Gene Ontology annotation, molecular function: choline-phosphate cytidylyltransferase activity; phosphatidylcholine binding. The coding region runs from base 26 to 994 and encodes 322 amino acids.
GACUGGAGAAACCCGAACCUCCAGCAUGGUGAACAGGAGGCGACACGGCUCACGCGCACAUUCACACCCGCGCCGCAACCCUCCACCAGCCCAGACUCUGAGACAACCAGCAGUCUUUGCUAAAGCAUCGGGCUCUGAUUCUGAUGUCCCUCAUGAUAAGCUGACCUUAGCCCAGGCCCGGCGGGGAACUCCCGCUCACCGGCCUGUGAGAGUCUAUGCUGAUGGAAUCUUUGACCUCUUCCACUCCGGCCAUGCACGAGCUCUAAUGCAAGCCAAGAAUCUGUUCCCCAACACACGCUUGAUUGUUGGAGUUUGUAAUGACGAGCUGACACAUAAGUAUAAAGGCUACACAGUGAUGACUGAAGCUGAGCGCUACGAGGCCCUCAUCCACUGCCGCUACGUAGAUGAGGUGGUCCGCAAUGCCCCGUGGACCCUCACACCUGAGUUCCUGAAAAAGCAUAGGAUUGACUUUGUAGCCCAUGAUGAUAUCCCGUACACUUCUGCUGGAUCAGAUGAUGUCUAUAAACAUAUCAAAGCGGCAGGAAUGUUUGUAGCCACUCAGAGGACAGAAGGCAUCUCCACCUCUGACCUUAUCACACGCAUAGUCAGAGACUAUGACGUCUACGUCAGACGGAACCUUCAGAGAGGCUACACAGCCCGGGAACUGAAUGUUGGUUUUAUCAAUGAGAAAAAGUAUCGUCUGCAGAACCAGGUGGAUAAGAUGAAGGAGACGGUGAGGACGGUGGAGGAGAAGUCCAAACACUUAGUGCACCGUGUAGAGGAGAAGAGCCAUGACCUCAUCUUCAAAUGGGAGGAGAAAUCCAGAGAGUUUAUUGGGAACUUCUUGGAACUCUUUGGUCCUGAUGGAGCAUGGCAUAUGAUCCAAGAGAGGAGUGGUCGUGUGCUCCAGGCUCUGUCUCCAUACCAGUCUCCCCGCAGCUCACCCAGCAGCAGCCCCACUAGAGGGCGCUCUUGCUCUCCCCCAUCUUACUGACCCAUAUCAACCAUAUCUAAUGGAGCCCAUCUGUAGCAGUGUUGAAGACACACACACACACACACACACACACACAUAUAUAUAUAUAUGUAGAGAGAGAGAGAGAGAGGCAGCAAAAAGUAUUUGGACUCUAUAACUCUUUAACCAUUUCUGAAAAUCUUCAGUUACAUAAUAAAAUAGUUGGCAAAAUGAAUAUUUGUUUCUGAGAGAAACACUUUUAGCACAACAUCAAACUAAUGGUUUAGUUUGUGGCUGGACAAAAAAAAUCUAACCAGACUGCAACAACAGUUCUGUAAGGUGCAGAUGUGGAAAUGACAAAGCUUGGGCCUGUUUCUCUUGUGUUUAUGGAAUCAUUCAUUGAGAAGCAUUUAAAGACAUUUGGGGUGCAAAGUCUGCAAGGAAACUACUUAAGCGAUAAUGAUCUGAAACACACCAGCCCUGUUUUGAAAGUGCCAAAAAAUGCCACUCGGUUUUAUGUUUUGUCUCCUCACACAACAAACUUAAUAUAUUUUUAAGUAUGGAACAAAUGUCCAAAUACUUUUUGUCCAAAUAUGUGAGAUCACAUUUUUCUCUGAAACCUGGAACAGCAAAUUUUAGAAUUCUGAAAAUUUUAAAACAAGUUAUGACAAAAUGAAGAACAACUUUUUCUGCGCUAUUUCUAGGUCACUAUUUACACUGGAGCAAAUUUGUGAAACUCACCAUUUUAAGUACAAAAACAGCGGAUUUUAGACAGCUCCCAGCUGGAUUUCAUCUACUGAUCUGAGGCUUUUGCUCAGACUUAUGGAAUUCAUGCCAGCUUGAGGACACAUUAAAGCAAAAAGGGGACCGAAUACCAAAUACUAAGAAAUUCUGAAUUUCAUAAAAACAUUCAGAUUCUACUUUUCACUCAAAUUGUUAUGCUAAUAGCAUAAUUUGUAAUGAAAAACUCUGUAUUAGAUUUAAAAGAAUGCAAAAUAGAAGCAUUUUAACAGUGGUUUCAGACAUUUGGACCCCACUGUGUGUAUACAAACACACAUACAAACAUGUAGACAAAUACGCACUCACACAAAACCUGUUUGCUGCAUUCCAGUAUCACUGUUUGUUUAGAACCUAAAGCACUGCCUGUGAAAUUACAUUGACACUACGUUGUAAUUUUGAUACGUUACUAAGAUGAUUGGUAUUUAUUGAUGUGAUUUUGUAUUUAUUGAUUCUGUUGAGCAACUCAAUCAGGUGUACUUCAAUGAGCUCCAACAUUUGUAAUUCUAUGCUUUUAAAAAUGUAAUAAACCACAACUCUUUAUUAA